ACCAAAGAGAAGCCACACACUAGGGUACAAACACUAAAAGUGUGCAACACUUUGCACUACUUAGUAGUAAAUAGGCUAAUUAAACAAUAGAAAUCAAUAAACAAGAACUGUUUGCCUAUUUAGCAGAGUGCUUAUCAAAUAUGGAUACUGAGAAGCAGGUCAUUACAACCUAUGGUAGCCAGAUUAAGUGUACCCACCCAUGUGACAACAUCCAACACAUAUCACCCUGCACACACGAAGAAGCCGACAAGAGAAUGCUACUGCACACUUCCCAUGCUGUCCAGUGCGGCUGCAAAAAGAUCUUGCUGCGCACAGUCGAUACAGACGUCCUUGAAUUAGCAGUGGUUUCUAUUCCUAAACUUAACCAGCUUGUUGAUAAUUCAGUUGAGAUCUGGAUUAGUUUUGGAACAGCAAAGAAUCAUCGCUAUAUCCCGGCCCAUGGUAUCUCCAAUAGCCUUAGCCCUGAAGUUGUACUUGGACUUCCAGCCUUCACAGGGUGUCAUACUGUGUCUUCAUUUUUUGGCAAGGGAAAGAAGACAGCAUUAAACACAUGGAACACUUUUCCAGAUGUUAGUAAUGCUUUUGUUACAUUGUCUAGUCACACACCAGUAGUUGAUUCUAAGUUGAUGGAGUAUGUGGAGCGUUUCGUAGUAUUUAUGUAUGAUCGUGCAAGCCCUCACUCUACAGUAGAUGGUGCUCGAAAGCAGUUGUUUGUCCAGAACGGAAGACAGUUUGACAAUAUCCCACCUACAAGAGCAGCUUUAGUAGAGCACGUAAAGCGUACUGCUUACCAGGCAGGUUAUGUUUGGGGCCAAACCUUGAUCUCAUGCCUAUCUCUUCGAAGUCCUCAAGAUUGGAGCUGGUUACUAGACAGCAAACAGUGGAUUCCUUUAUGGACCACUUUACCUGAGGUCAUGCAGUCAUGCCAAGAACUAAUAAGUUGUCGCUGCGUAAAGGGAUGCCGAGGACGGUGCUCGUGUUCAAGAAACGAUCUACGCUGCAGUGAUCUGUGCAGGUGUCCAGCAGCUUGCAACAAUCGAUAAGGAACCAGACUCUUUGGACCAUUCCUCCACUUGUAAAUAUUGAUAUGAAAUUGUAAUUUCUAGUAUACUUUUUCAAGGAACUGAGAAUGUACUGGCGUUAUCAAUAUGUUUAGUUGUACCAUUCUCCAAAACGAUCACAUUCACCUUUAGCCCUUUAUUAUCUGUCCUAAAUAAUAUUUUGGACAGUUGUGUUCAUAAAGUCGUGUGCAAAGUAUUGGCACUUAAGUCUUUCAGUUCCUAGGAGUUUCACUUCCGGUUUACAAUGUGAAAAAUCCUAAUUCCGCUAUAUUAAAUCUAUGAUUAUAAAAAAAACUCUAUUAUGUCAUAUAUUUGGCCAUUAUCAAACCUCUAAAACGCCUUCCAUAUAUUUUGCUAUUACAUUUGUGCCAAAAGAAUAAUUUUCUUGGUCAUCCAUAAUGGGGAAUUUCACUUCCGGUUCAAAAUGGCCGCCAUUUUGAAAACCCCCCCCUUAACACCGCAAAACGAAAAAAAUUGGCGUGGCACUAUAUCAGAUAUUAUUCUACACCUAAAAAGCAAUAAGUCUGCAAAUUUUGGUGAUUUUCACAGAAAGUGAACAAUUUCAGCACAUAUCCGCUCCACUAAUAGGAGUAGCAUAAUUUAGCGUAAUUUAGUGGUAUUUAUGUUGCACACUUUUAGUAAGGAACUCGAUUCCUAUCAUUAUCUUUGUUUGCCUUGGUCKGUCUGCUUGUCUUCUAGUGUUUUGACAGUCUGUCUCUUACUAGUCUUCUUGUUUGUUGUUCCUGCCCUUGUGUUUAGUCUUUCCUUCUUUUGUGUUUUAGUAGCUUUUGCUGCUAUUUUCAGUGGCUUUUUUGUUGUUACUGAAAUCACUUUUACCUAUUAAAUUCAU
Actinia tenebrosa (Australian red waratah sea anemone) is the source of this 1911-nucleotide messenger RNA. RefSeq lists its product as uncharacterized. The record is from RefSeq and is a predicted model, not a curated record. Lineage: Eukaryota; Metazoa; Cnidaria; Anthozoa; Actiniaria; Actiniidae.